CCCGGCCCAGUCUGAGGCUGCUGGUCGAGGGGGAAGCAGUGAGGACAGCGUCCCUGGUCUGCAGACGGAAUGAGCGGGGGAGCGGAGCAAGCUGACAUCCUAAGCGUGCUCUCCCUGGUCAAGGAACGAUGGAAAGUGGUGAAGAAGAUCGGGGGUGGAGGGUUUGGCGAGAUCUACGAGGCGCUGGACCUGCUCACACGGGUCAGUGUGGCGCUGAAGGUGGAGUCGGCCCAGCAGCCCAAACAGGUGCUCAAGAUGGAGGUCGCCGUGCUCAAGAAGCUCCAGGGUAAAGACCACGUGUGUCGCUUUGUGGGAUGUGGCCGUAACGACCGCUUCAACUAUGUGGUGAUGGAGCUUCAGGGUCGUAACCUGGCCGACCUCAGGAGGAGUAUGACCAGGGGUACAUUCAGCAUCAGCACCACCCUGCGUCUGGGUCGGCAGAUCCUGGAAGCCAUAGAGAGCAUCCACUCGGUCGGCUUCCUGCAUCGUGACAUCAAACCGUCCAAUUUCGCCAUGGGUCGCUUCCCUAGUACCUGUCGUACCUGCUACAUGCUGGACUUUGGUUUAGCUCGCCAGUUCACCAACUCUUGCCAGGAGGUCCGACCUCCCCGUCCAGUAGCAGGGUUCAGGGGAACAGUCCGCUAUGCAUCUGUCAACGCACACAAGAAUAAGGAGAUGGGUCGUCAUGACGACCUUUGGUCCCUCUUCUACAUGCUGGUGGAGUUUCUGGUCGGUCAGUUGCCAUGGAGGAAGAUCAAGGACAAAGAACAUGUGGGGAAGCUGAAGGACACUUACGACCAUCGUCUGAUGCUCAAACAUCUGCCAGCAGAGUUCGGUGUGUUUUUGGAACACAUCUCCAUCCUGGACUACUUCACCAAGCCUGAUUACCAGCUGCUGAUGUCAGUGUUUGACAACAGUAUGAAAACCUACAAUGUAGUGGAGAAUGACCCCUAUGACUGGGAGCGGACUGGCACAGAUGGCACCUUGACAAUCAGUGCCAGUGCCACAACACCACAACAUCACACCCGCCUCACUCCGGCACAUAUGGGCAUGGCAAAUGCCUCCCUGAUACCUGGCGACCUGAUGAGGGAAAACACAGACGAGGUUUUGCAGGAUGAGCAGCUCAGCGACGUGGAGAACAACCCCGCUCCCGAGCGCCUGCCUGGCUCUCCCCUCCACCCGCACCGCAACCAGGAGGCUGACGUCUGGGAGGAGCUGGACCGCAAUCGUAACCGCAUCAGGACGGCUGUCUGGAAGGCGGCGACGGAGGAGGAACACAGUAACAACCAGGGCAACCAAGGACACCAGAGCCCUUACGCUGGGCCAAGUCUGGGUUCCCCAGUCAAACUACACUCUGAAGUGAUGGCUUCAGACCGUGACGGCCCUCUGCUGAGGAAGCUCCGCAACAUCCACAGCUUUGAGCUGGAGAGGAGACUUGGCCUAGAGUCAAAGCCCAGUCCAGAGCGCUUCCUGGAGGCCUGCUCACCGAAGCAGCAGCCCGGCACCCCGCACCAUGACAAGGAGGGUAACGGUGCCGCAAUCAUCCCAGUAACUCAGGGUCAAACUGUACCUGCCGGGGAGCGUCCCGAUAGGGUCUGGCACUACGACGAGGAGUUCCGGUCUGGUGGUGGUUCUCCUAAGCCUGCAUCCCCUGGAUCUCUAGAGCAGGGAGAGGGGGCAGCGAGCAGCGGGGGCUUUGUGGCCCUCAAUUUGAGCUCUGGGAAGCACGACAUUGACUCAAGGGAGUGGGUAAUGGUGGAGCGGCCCAGUGGCUCCCCAGGAGCUAAGGUUACCACCAGCCCUUCAGAGGAGGACGAGGAACCAGAGGUCCUCCAGCCAGGGGAACAGACUCCUGGAUGGGAGAAGGGCAGCCGAAGCCCGAGCUCUGGCAAAGCUAAACAAGAAAGCGUGUCUUCCUCCAAGGGAAGUGCAAGAGUGGACAAGUUGGAGCUUAGCGUGGGCCCUGUAGGGGCUCUGCCCCCCGUCACCCCAACCAGCCCAGCUGAAGCUCUGGCUGAGGGAGUCCUCACUCAGCUCCCCACCUCUCCUCCGUCCCUGCCUGAGGAGGUCGCGAUCCGGACAUCCAGCCCCAUCCCUCUGCGCUCUCCCAGCCCUCACACCCUCCUGACCACCUUGUCGGACCCGCUGCACCAGCGCCACCCGCCGGGCAUGAGGCGCAGCCAGUCUGCCGACCAGCAGCAGCAGGAGCGCCCCUCCUCAUCCUCCUCCUGCCAUGCCUCACUUCCACUACCACCAAACCCUGCCCCCGGCACCCGCUCACCCAGUCGUAGGAAACUGCCUCCCAUCCCGGCGGGUGCUGCCAACGCCAAGUUUCCCUCCGUCAUACGCAUCACACGUGCCCAGCUUCAGCAGUUGACAGCUCAGCGUCCCUCUGGGCUGUCCUCCCAGUCAGGAUCAGACAGUGCUCCACAGUGCCUCCUGCUGGAGAGGCGUGGUGAAGCUGAAGCUGAGACUCAGCAGGGGCAGGAGCACGCAGUGGACAUCAUCUCCCCCCAGGACCAUGUGCCCACCCAUCCAGGGACACCCACAGACCCCCUGGCUGAGACGAUGGUCAAUGGAGACAGCUACACCAAAGCUCAAAGCCCUGUGCCAAGCCGCGUGUCUUCCCCGCGCUCCCCCCGCUCUCCACGCUCGCCUCCUCCGCGCUCGCCCUCCUCUCCGCACUCCCCUCGCUCUCCUCGCUCCCCUCACUCUCCUCGUUCUCCUCGCAGUCCUGUUUUCGCUAAUGGUCACCUCUCCCCUCAUGUUACUGGCCAAGGGGAUUUAAGUAAUGGAGCUUUCCCCAAGCUGAAAGACUCUGAGAAUGAUUCUGGCCACACUCCCUGCACCACAGAACCUCAACUAAGAGGGGAGGAGAGGGGACAGGUCAACCGGGCCCCAGAUCAGAUUAGCGGCCCAACCUCCUCCUCCCCGGCUGCCCCCCGUAAGGACCCCAGCCGCAGGCAUAGCCGCAUCCCUGUCCUGGAGCCCUCCAGCCUGCUGGAGCUCCCGACUCCCGGGUCUGCCAAGGAGAAACUCCUGCAAAAGAAAGCCAGCCACCAGGGUCCGGUCCCCUCUCCCACUGCCUCGCCUUCCCUCUCUGAUAGGCGUGGCGCCAUGGUGGCUUCCCUUGCGAGGGACCCUCUGUCCUCCACCUCUGAUCGCUCCCAGGACGAGGACUCUCUCAUGGGCUCCCGCUCUGACCGCCAGGGAGACGAUGCUCCAUCCCUCUCCUCCUCCUCCAGCCCUCUGUCCCGCAAGAGUAGGAUCCCUCGACCCGUUCAUUCAGCAUCUUCCAAUGAGCAGCUGGCCUCCCAAUUCCUGCCCCGCCCACCCCCUGGAAAGCCACCUUGCCGCCCGACCGUGGAGGGCAGGCUUAGGCGUUACCGCAUCCGAGCUGGCAGCACCAGUGACUCAGACCUUCUGACAUGCCUGGCUCAGCUGAUGCAUGGUUCCCGUGGCUCCCCCCUCCACCACCGCUCCUCGGCCCAGCACGGGGGCUCUAGGAUGGGCAUCUGCAGCCUGACGAGCUCACCGCACCAUCACCGCAGCUCUAGCGCAUCGCCACGCAGCUCCUCCUCCCUGCAGCGCUCUGUCAGCUCCUCGCCCUCCCGCCACGAGCACCGUGGCGGCGGGGGAGGGGGCUGCCUCGGCCGCAGCCGCUCGCCUCCCAGCUUUUCGGGCUCGCCGCCCCCCCGCCGCUUCUACCCCCACCACCAGGAGACAUGCUGCAGCCGCCAGGCACGCACGGGCCCCUUCCACCUGUCCAGGGGAAAGGGCUGCAGCCGAGAGGGCAAGUGCUCCAGCAAGCUGAGCAGAUAGUUGCCCACCGGGUUGCACUGCCACAGCACAGGACGGGAAGACUCCAAUCACGAUAGGGUAGACACUGGUCAGGAUAAAAACCUGAGUCUUCCUCUAUAAUUAGAAAAAAAAUCCCUGUUUUCUGCUGUCAGUCUGAACCUUAGAAUUGUCUCGCCGCUUCCCACUGUUGUCUUCACUUCUUCUAUUAGCACACAGGGUUUGUCAUUCAUUUAUGUGCCCAGCUUUAAAGGGGCACUCCAACCAUUUAGUAUUGAAUUUCCAUGAGGUCGUGGGACCGAGAUUUGAGAGAGAGCGGUCAAAACCUGCACGGCAGACGGCUCGUCUUUUAGUCCGAUAAGCUUCUUCUAUUUCCCUGGCUCCUCAGUGUCAGUAAACUGAAUGGCUGGAGUGCCCCUUUAUGACAGUGUAACACACAAACUAUAUUGACAUGUCUCUGUCCUCAUUUUAUAUUUGUUAAAAUGUUGUAGAGCAAAAUAGCGUAGCUGCAAAAUGAAGCAGUUGCUUCCCUUUGCAGGAAGUUCUAUAGUACAUAAAUCAAUAGUUAGUUCAGCCAGUGGGCACAUAAAUAAAUCAGUUUUCUGCUUAUUCAACUUUAAACCAUCCUGCACCAUGAUAUAUAGUAACUUAUUUAUCCCCAGUAUUAAUGCACUUGGAUUAUACUGAUGGAAUAUCAGUGUGGCUGAUCACAGCUUAAUUAAAUAUUGGCCUGGGGUUGACUCAGUUAUCUCCUGUGCGUUUGGAGAUUUGCAGGCAGGGUAUAAUACUAUUUACUUUAUGCUACGUGUGAAUGCAUAAAGCCAGACUUUGUGUACAGUUGUAUUUAUUGAGAUAUUUAUUUUGAUGCUUUAGCGACGCUUACGACUCCUACCCUACUCUGUGUGAUCGUGGAUGUGUGGUUUUCGUGUCACUCAGAUUAGUUUUAAAUGUUUAAUCGACUGGAUCGCUCCAUAGUGAUCCUUUAUACAAUCAGUCAUGUGGAGUGUGUGAGGUCACGCACCUUUUUGUGCCUACUGUGUUGCCAAGAGGGAAUUUGGAGGGAAUUACAGGUUAGAAUAGUGGAACUCCUUUUAGAUCUGAAGGUGUUAACAGAACGUGUGUUUCCAGUAUAAGUAGUUUGUAGUAGCAGUAGUAAGCUUAAAGAACACAAGGUACAUUACUGAUAUGUAAUGUUCAGACGCAGAUAUUUGUGCCUUGGCACUUUGGGCAGCUUGAGGAUUCACUCUGGUGUGUCUGUAAUUAGAAAAAAAAUUAAAAAAAUAAAUAAAGGAGCCAAAAACAGACUUGUGCCAGCGGUUAUAAGACGACCCUUUUCACCAGUAUUCUUUCAUGUAGAAAAGGUAGCAACACAAAUGUUUGUAAAAUCAAACACAAUUUGAGCAACAGUUUACUUGAGGACCGAGUAGCUAUUAUUUGUAAUUUGAAAUAUAUUUCAAGUGAAACCCGUUCUAGCUGUCCUGUGUGAACCAGGUCAGUGUUUGAGAUAAACAAAAAAAACUUUGAACAAAUGUGAAUUUCAGACCUCAAACAACAUUUUGUCAAAUGUUUCUGAACAUGGAGGCCAUAUGUACAUAUAUUUCUCACACCAAAAUGAUGAAGAAUGUUUUUUUUUGUUUUUGUUUUUUUGUUCCUCCUACGCCGGAGAAUGUCUUUUAUAUAAUGACAUGCAGUAUGUUUGUGCAUAAGGCAAAGGAAUCAGAGUAUUGUUUGUGUUUAAUUUAGUUAGGAUUCCUCACUGAAACUCUCCUCCGCAACCUCCUCCCACUCCUCUGCUUGUAAGAUACUGUAAAAUAAACUAACUCCAGCUUCCUUCCAGUGCUACUCUUUGCAUGCUCAACAGAGAAAAGACAGAAAAAAAAAAAAUUAAUCAGAAUCAAACUACUGAGUAAAAAGCUGCAUACCACCUCCCAUUACAGGGCAUUUAUCUUGUGAAGAUUUCAACCCAGCAGGGACUUCAUUACCUGUUGGGUGAGCAAAUUUAAUUUCUGUGAAUCUGUAUAUCUUCUCUGACCCAUCUCACUAUUCGUUUUCCUCCUCCCAUCUGAUCUAUGACUCUAGUUUUCUGCGCUUCCUGCACUGACUUGAGAUGAUUGUGUUGCCGGAUAACGAUAGACUGUAUUUUUUAUCAGUGCAACUAGCUUAAGGCAUGAUGCACAAAAUAAUUACCAGAAAAAAGAAAAAAAGGUGAAACUUUGCUGUGUUUUAAAGCAUUUGUAUUGUGGGGGGAAAAGAAACAAACAAACACACGAGUUGAAAGAUGAACGUCAGCCAUAGCCUCUAUAAGAUACGGCUGCACAUGUGAGCAAAUAGAAAAAUCCCAUAGCCAAAUAUUUUGAUAAAUUUUUGCAGAUGUGGUUUGACUUAUGAGAUAUGAUAACUACGGGAGUGUAUAGAGGUUGAAUGGGCACGUCGCUUUGUAGAUAUAAAAUGUGCUCGUGCAGAUCUCGCAGGUAUCCUACGCUCAGCCUCACCGAGCAGCUACGAUGACUCAUCCUGAAGGCAGACAGCGUUCAGUCAGUCAGCCGCCUUAAUGUCUCUUCUCUGCCCCUCUGUGCAUAGCGAGGGAUGACUGAGCCUUGUCUGUUUUGGAGAUCAUUCCACUAUUUUAGGGCCAAGCCAAACCUUUCCUGUCACUCAUCUCUCGUCUGUAAAUGGCACGUGCUGCCAUGCCUGUCAGUGUGGUCAGUACGUCACCUGCUGAAAUCAGUGCUGUCAGACUCUUGUGCUUCUGCCUGAGAGCUCCCUGUUUUUGUUUUGUUUUUUUCUGUGAGAAUGCGUGCACCAUUUAUUGAUCGACCAGUGGAAAUGAGAGAACAUUUCAGGCCGCAGUAUUCAAGGUGUGUUUGUGUAUGAUGACCGCAUGCUCUCAAACAGGCGCGUGCAAAUUUCUACAUGUUGCCAGCAAUCAGUCAUUGAAUUCUCCCUCUUACAACUGCUCUGUUUCAGGCUCACAGAUAUUUCAAGAUAAUUCAAGCUUUCAAAGUUCAGAAUGCUGUUGUGCAGACUUUUAAUAUAUACCUGUAAAAUAUUCAAAUAAUUAUUUAAAUAAAAUCAUUGUAAAACCUUAACUUAUAUUCUAACAAGCUUCAGUGAAAGGGAGGAACAGACACUAAAGAGUGCUGCUGGUUUUAAAAGAUAAUCAGAUUUCUUCAUGUUUUUUUUUUUUUGUAUUAUUAUUACUGUUGCACAGAAGUGGUGUGUAGUUGUAGUACUAGUGUUACCCUCCAGAUGAGAUUUUCUUUGUCACUUUUUAAAGUGGCCUGCUGAUGAAGGUGUCAUAUUUAUAGUAGCUUGCUGGUAUUUGUGGUUACAGAUACCCAUAGGCCAAUGAGAACAAACCCCAGCUGUUUUGUUUUAUUAUGAAAGGUGAUGGAAACUAAUGAAAGCUUUGGUGUGCACUGGUACACGUCUCAUGUCAUAACAUCCGAUUACUUGUUAAUAACUUAUAAAUACUUGACAGAAAUUAUUUAUUGUGACAUUUGCUAAUUUGCCCAUCCAUCAUUUUGACUUAAAUUGUUGGGAUUUUUUUUAAUGGUUGAUAUUUUUUGUGUUGUAAUGUAUGUCUUGGUUUUGAAACGUAACUGUACAGUCUCAAAGAAAGAAUGUAACAAGUGGGAGUUUUGCAUUGUAUAUAACUGUAAUUAUUUAUGUUUAUUCUAUCAUUUGUAUCAUAUCAAUGCCUUGUACAGUGUUUUUUUUCUUUUUUGUUUUAAAAUUAUUUUGUAUUUUAUUUUUAUAAACUGGUUAUAAAUAAAAUACUCAUUCCGCAUGCAGACAGAA
Messenger RNA from Seriola aureovittata, 7599 nucleotides. It is a transcript of the gene ttbk2a, whose product is annotated as tau tubulin kinase 2a. Gene Ontology annotation, biological process: peptidyl-serine phosphorylation; cilium assembly; signal transduction. Bases 70 to 3822 code for a protein of 1250 amino acids. The transcript has 15 exons. Lineage: Eukaryota; Metazoa; Chordata; Actinopteri; Carangiformes; Carangidae. The record is from RefSeq and is a predicted model, not a curated record. Gene Ontology annotation, cellular component: ciliary transition zone; cytoplasm; ciliary basal body. Gene Ontology annotation, molecular function: protein serine/threonine kinase activity; ATP binding.